Messenger RNA from Phalacrocorax carbo (great cormorant), 1368 nucleotides. The record is from RefSeq and is a predicted model, not a curated record. NCBI's taxonomy places the organism in Eukaryota, Metazoa, Chordata, Aves, Suliformes, Phalacrocoracidae.
AUGGAAGCUUUGGAGGCACUCAUCCUUCAGCGUCCCUCCACACUGAGCACGCCACAAAUGCAGACUCCUGAGUCUCACUUCUUCUUUAACGUGUGGCGUUUCAUGCACCUCCUGACAGCCGCUGGCAACUGCCAGAGCAGCAACCCCUCCCCGGGGCUGGAUUUUGGCCUAGGUAGCUCAGAGGAGCUGGAGAAGCUGCGCCGUCUCAGUGCCUGGUCUCCAAAUGCCGUGCCCAGCACUGGCUCUCAUACUCUGGCCCCAGGGUAUAAAACCAGCCCUGGGGCACUAGGAGGCUCAAAGUUCCACACACCUUGGAAGGAGCAUCCAGCUGUGGGAGGAGAUGUGCCAGGCCCAGCUACUGCUGGCUCUGCUGGGCAUCUUUCCUGCCCAAGGGCCAGUGCCAGUGCUCUACAGGGUCAGACUGUGCGGGGCCACGAGGCUCAGCCCCACUCCCGCCCUGACGUGACAUACCUGAAUGUAGGGAAGUUAGCCCGCGGAGGCUUCCUGGUGGCCCCUGACUGGGUGAUGACAGCUGCGCACUGCAUGGGGAAUGCCACGGUCAUUCUUGGGGCUCACAACAUCCAUGAACCAGAAACAACCCAGCAGAUCCGGGGAGUGCUCAGAUACCACCAGCACCCUCAAUACGACCCCAACGCUGUGUCUAAUGACAUCAUGCUGCUCAAGCUGGCAGCAAAGGCUGCUCUUGGUGACUACGUCAACACCAUCCCGCUGCCCAAGACCAGCAGUGACCUCCCCACAGGCACCAAGUGCAGUAUAGCUGAGUGGGGCCUGGCUGAUGACAGCCAGGCAACCAACAAGCUCUUUGAAACUAAAGCCUCCAUCUACAGCCGCAGGAAAUGCAUCCGCUUCUACCCACAUCUCAACACUGGCAUGAUCUGUGCCAGCAGCUUCCAUGAGCUCAGGGAUUCCAGCCAGGGAGAUUCUGGUGGGCCGGUAUGCAAUAAGGUGGCACAAGGCAUUUCCUUUGGGUACGACAUCCCACCCACGGCCUACACCCGCAUCUAUCUGCCCUGGAUCAAAAAAACCCAGCAGAAGUAGCUCCAACAUUGCUCCAACAUUGGUGUGGACCUGGACACUGCAAUGGUUUUCUUCCUGCCCCUGCUGAAGGCUUGACUCCCUCCUCUCUCCUUGGGAACCUGAGUGACCUGAUCAGCAAGGGUCCCCUUCUUUCUGUUCCGAGGCUGAUGGCUGUCUCAUUCCCUGCCCGUCUCAGACAGCCAGUUCAGGGUCAAGUUAAAUCACCCUGGCAGAAGCGGGGAUCAUCCCAGAUGGCACCAGAAAAAGGCUGUGCUACAACAGACCCCAUCCCUGCUUGAACCUUGCUGCACUUAAAACACCUACAGUAAA